Messenger RNA from Polypterus senegalus (gray bichir), 6203 nucleotides. RefSeq names its product glutamate receptor, metabotropic 5b (gene grm5b). The transcript has 10 exons. Gene Ontology annotation, biological process: trans-synaptic signaling by endocannabinoid, modulating synaptic transmission; G protein-coupled glutamate receptor signaling pathway; regulation of synaptic transmission, glutamatergic. The record is from RefSeq and is a predicted model, not a curated record. Gene Ontology annotation, cellular component: postsynaptic density membrane. NCBI's taxonomy places the organism in Eukaryota, Metazoa, Chordata, Cladistia, Polypteriformes, Polypteridae. The coding region runs from base 347 to 3877 and encodes 1176 amino acids. Gene Ontology annotation, molecular function: G protein-coupled receptor activity involved in regulation of postsynaptic membrane potential; adenylate cyclase inhibiting G protein-coupled glutamate receptor activity.
GGUUUGAAGACAGGAGGAGGUGUUUUUAUUUACAUUGAUGGAGGAGCGGUUACAAAUCCCUUGGGAAAAGAUACUAAGACGGAGUUCUAUCUAGCGCAGACGCCGACCCAGCCAACCUCUGGGGUUAAUAAAGGUUAUGAAGUCUACUACCACAAUCACCUUUUCAAAGAGACGUUGCCUUGGAGACAACAUUUCUUCAUUAGACUGUGUGGAAAUGCCUGACAAAUGAGUGCUUAUAUUGUCCUCGAAAGAACAGAAAGCAUUUCAAAUAUUCCUUGAGUGUGCUUCCCCUUUCGUUAUCCCAGUAAUUAUGAAUCUUUUUCAAGCUUAGAACAUUUUUCUUAAAAUGAACCUCCCACUGUUCCUGGUGAUCUUGUUAUCAGAAGAGAUUGGCUUUGCAAAUGUUGGCCUUUUGGUCUUGGCACAAUCAAAUGAACGGCGUGUGGUGGCACACAUGCCUGGUGACAUCAUCAUUGGGGCUCUGUUCUCGAUCCACCACCAGCCCCCAGUUGACAAGGUGCAUGAGCGGAAAUGUGGCGAGAUCAGAGAACAGUAUGGCAUUCAGCGUGUCGAGGCAAUGCUCCACACCUUGGACCGCAUAAAUUCUGAUAGCAGGAUCUUACCAAAUAUAACCCUGGGCUGUGAAAUCCGUGACUCCUGUUGGCACUCUGCUGUGGCUUUGGAGCAGAGCAUUGAAUUUAUUCGAGAUUCUCUUGUUUCUUCUGAAGAAGAAGAGGGACUAAUGCGCUGCAAUGAGGAAGGCAACACUCAAGUGCGGACAAAAAAACCCAUUGUUGGGGUGAUAGGUCCUGGUUCUAGUUCUGUGGCUAUCCAAGUCCAAAACUUACUUCAGCUCUUUAAUAUACCUCAGAUUGCCUACUCUGCAACCAGCAUGGACCUAAGUGAUAAAACCUUGUACAAGUACUUCAUGCGAGUAGUUCCUUCAGAUGCUCAACAAGCUAGAGCAAUGGUUGACAUUGUUAAAAGAUACAACUGGACCUACGUUUCAGCAAUUCACACUGAAGGAAACUAUGGUGAGAGUGGAAUGGAAGCUUUCAAAGAUAUGGCAGCAAAGGAUGGCAUCUGCAUAGCCCACUCCUACAAAAUCUACAGCAAUGCAGGAGAACAGAGUUUUGACAAGCUGCUACGCAAGUUGCGGAGUCACCUUCCCAAAGCCCGUGUGGUGGCCUGUUUCUGUGAGGGUAUGACUGUCAGAGGGAUUCUCAUGGCUAUGAGGAGACAAGGCCUUGCGGGGGAGUUUCUGCUUGUUGGCAGUGAUGGUUGGGCAGACCGGUAUGAUGUCACUGAUGGGUUUCAAAGAGAAGCCACAGGAGGAAUAACUAUCAAACUGCAGUCUGCAGAUGUAAAAUGGUUUGAUGACUACUACUUAAGACUAAGACCUGAGACAAAUUUGAGGAAUCCCUGGUUUCCAGAAUUCUGGCAGCAUCGUUUUCAAUGUCGGCUCAAAGGGCAUCUUCAGGAAAACUUUAGAUUCAACCGCACUUGUAUCAGUCGCAUGUCACUGAAAGAACAGUAUGUCCAAGACACCAAGAUGGGCUUUGUGAUCAAUGCUAUUUAUUCCAUGGCAUACGGACUACACAAUAUGCAGCAGUCUCUUUGCCCAGGAUAUCUUGGACUGUGUGAUGCCAUGAAACCAAUCGACGGACGAAAACUGUUAGACUUUUUAAUGAAGACAAAUUUUACUGGUGUUUCGGGAGAGAGUAUCAAAUUUGAUGAAAAUGGAGACUCACCAGGAAGGUAUGAAAUAAUGAACUUUAAGAAAAUGGGAAAAGACUAUUUUGAUUACGUCAAUGUCGGAAGUUGGGAUAACAGCGGACUCAAAAUUGAUGAUGAUGAGAUCUGGCCGAGCAAGAGUGCCAUUAUCAGAUCGGUCUGCAGUGAGCCAUGUGACAAAGGCCAAAUAAAGGUGAUUCGAAAAGGAGAAGUGAGCUGCUGUUGGACCUGCACUCCUUGUAAAGAAAAUGAGUUUGUCUUUGAUGAGUACACCUGCAGGGCCUGUAUUUUAGGAUCAUGGCCCACUGAUGAUCUCACAGGCUGUGAUCCGAUCCCUGUGCAGUAUCUGAGAUGGGGAGAUCCUGAACCUAUUGCCGCUGUGGUCUUCGCCUGCCUUGGACUCAUGGCCACCUUCUUUGUGACUUUCAUAUUUAUUGUGUACCGUGACACUCCAGUGGUCAAGUCCUCCAGCCGAGAACUUUGCUACAUCAUUUUAGCUGGAAUCUGUCUGGGAUACCUGUGCACUUUUUGUCUUAUUGCCAAACCUCACAUUAUAUAUUGCUACCUGCAAAGAGUUGGCAUUGGACUUUCUCCUGCAAUGAGCUACUCAGCUUUAGUAACAAAGACCAAUCGGAUUGCCAGGAUCCUGGCUGGUAGCAAGAAGAAGAUUUGUACCAAGAAACCAAGAUUCAUGAGUGCCUGUGCUCAGCUCAUUAUUGCUUUCGUAUUAAUUUGCAUCCAGCUUGGCAUUAUUGUGGCCCUGUUCAUCAUGGAACCUCCUGAAGUCAUACAUGAUUAUCCCAGCAUUCGUGAAGUUAAUUUAAUCUGUAACACCACAAAUCUUGGUGUUGUGGCUCCUAUAGGCUAUAACGGUUUGUUGAUACUGAGUUGUACCUUCUACGCCUUUAAGACCAGGAAUGUCCCUGCCAACUUUAAUGAAGCAAAGUAUAUAGCUUUUACUAUGUAUACCACCUGCAUCAUCUGGCUAGCAUUUGUACCCAUCUACUUUGGUAGUAAUUACAAGAUUAUCACCAUGUGCUUCUCUGUUAGUUUGAGUGCCACAGUUGCCCUGGGCUGUAUGUUUGUGCCAAAGGUCUACAUCAUCCUUGCCAAACCAGAGAGGAAUGUUCGCAGUGCAUUCACUACUUCCACAGUCGUCCGAAUGCAUGUGGGCGAUGGAAAGUCAUCCUCAGCUGCGAGCCGCUCCAGUAGCCUGGUCAAUCUGUGGAAGAGGAGGGGCUCUUCAGGAGAAACUUUAAGCGAAGCAGCAAAUUCUCUACAUACUGUAAUUCAUCUCACCAGAGAGGAAGAAAAUCCCAACACUAGCUCAAAUGGCAAGUCAGUCACCUGGGCUCAGAAUGAGCGAAGCACCAGGGGGCAGCAUCUGUGGAAGCGGCUUUCCGUCCACAUCAAAAAAAGAGAAAAUGCCAACCAAACAGCUGUCAUUAAACCCUUUUCGAAAACUACAGAGAAUCGUUACAGCAGUGAUAACAUGCCUGAAACCAGUGCCAAAAUGCUAUAUGAGGUGUCCGAAGCUGAAGAACAUUAUCCUGCUCAAUAUCGCCCACAAACUCCUUCUCCAAUCAGCACAGUAAGUCAGAGAGCUUCAUCAGUCAGUAGAAAAGAGGAAGAGGCAGCCGCCUACCUUUCAGAGCACCCUCAAAGGAGUAAUUCUUCCCAGGGUUCACUGAUGGAGCAGAUCAGCAGUGUGGUGAAUCGUUUCACUGCUAAUAUCACAGAGCUGAACACCAUGAUGCUUUCUUCCUCUCCUCCAGGGACAACGAGAUCCACCAGCAUAUGUCCAUCCUAUUUAAUUCCUAGGGAGAUCCAGCUUCCCACCACCAUGACUACAUUUGCUGAGGUCCAACCCCUUCCUGCCAUUGAAGUCAAUGGGCGCUCUCAGCCUGCCAGCAAGACGUCCUCCACUAGCAUCAAAGAUGGCACCUCUGAGUCUUCUGCAGUCAAGACUGACUUUGAAGAGCUGGUGGCUCUCACUCCGCCUUCCCCUUUCAGAGACUCUGUAGACUCGGGGAGCACAUCUCCAACUUCUCCUGUUUCCGAAUCAGCUCUCUGCAUCCCUUCCUCCCCCAAAUACGAUAAACUGGUGCUGAGAGAUUAUAGUCAGAGCUCUUCUUCGUUAUGAACCGAGAAGUGGCACACAUACUCUUCAUGGUUAUAUGUACCACUGAAGCAACCAGAAGAAAAAAACAAGCCUAACAUAUUUAUUAUGUUUACAUGGAUUCAGCAGUGGCAAGGCAAAAAGGUUAAACACAACUGAACACUGUUGUGUUUUGUCAUUCAAACAUGAGUGUGUUCUGAAUAUGACUUACUAGUAUUUACUAUUUGCAAGGUGUCCAUUUAGUAGUGGCCUUAGUUACACAUGGGCUUUCAACUAAUUAGGGCAAUAGUGUUCAAAUGCUAGCACCAGUGGAUCAUUUUUGCUCAGGUUCCUUCCAUUUGUCUAUUUUGAAUUACUGUUGUUGCAUGUACAGUAGGAUGACCGUUAAGCGAUGUCAACUCUUUAAAUGUCUUUGUUACAGUGGAGCAUGCAAAGAUAAGCUACUCUAAAAACUAGACUAAAGCAGAAUAUACAGUGCCUGUUUGGGACAGUAACCUUAGCUGCAAUGGUCCAUUUGGUGCUGUGUUUGGGCAGCCCUUUUACACAUGUAAUAUGAAGAAGACAUUUUGGUAGAUUGUAUCACCAAAAAAAUCAGAUAUACUACUGCAUUGUGCUUUCCACUCAAGUUAGACUUCCCAAAGUAACCUUUUUAAAGGAGGGUUACCUGUUUUCUUUUCUUUCUCCAUUUGGCAACAACUAAUUUCCCAUGUUGGAACGUCAUUCUGAAUGUAUAUUUUCUAAAGAGGACUAAGUUAAUAUGGGACCAAACAUGCUUUGGAAAAUAUCUGAAAAAUAUCCAUUGCAACAGAAGUAUGAUUUGCUUUAGAGUAGAGCCAGUCAAUAUAGUAGUCAGACUCACCCAAAAAAAAAAAAGAAGAAGAACUGGGGUGAUGAGGCUUUGACUUGUCCCACCAACUGUAAGGCAAAAAGUUAAGGAAGAACCACCAGUAUAUAAGAAAAGCAAUGUGUCCUUAUUAAAUUUGUGAAGGAAAUUCUUAAACUAUAGGACAUUAUGUUUUAAUCUGUGCUUUCCAUCUGUUUCAGGUUUUCUGUGUGUGUGUGUGUGUGUAUGAGCGCAUAUAUGUUUUGUUUUUUAAAUAUAGCAUUAAAGAAAAGUACAUAACCGUGAAAAGAUUUUCCACAUCUACAAAAGAGGAAAUUAUAUGAAAUAAAAUGGCAUCUCUAUUCUACUAAAGAAUUCAUAUUUCGGUUUGGCAACACACUGCUUUUAUACAAGAAUUAAUUUCAUUGUAUUGUUAUUGGUAAUAUAAAUAUAUAAAGGGCAUGCUAAUAUUACCCGUCUCUAUUAUUUAAAUUAAUCUCAUUUGUUUCCAUGGAAAUUUGAUGUGUGUGUUUAUAUGUUUUAAACAAACUUGACUUGACAUCACAGUACAAAGAUUUUCCAUAUGUAUAUAUCAAAAAAUUUGUCUUAAAAUAUCAUUCCCAAUCUAAAAGAAAAAUCAACCUAUAAUCGUUACAUUUAUUUUAACUGAAUGUGUUUCAUUUUUUUCAUUUGUGGUAAUUUAAAUAUAAUGAACUCACUCAUAUUACCUAUCCACUUAAUUUAUCUAAUAUAAUUCCUUGGUUUGCUUUAAAUUAGAACCUUUAGUACAGUAAGCAGAAAUGUUAAUACAUUUUGCAUUUGAAAAUUCAUGUGUAAAAAGUCAAAAUUAAAUACAAAAGACAACAUUAAUUCACAAUCAUUUCAAAUGCUUAAAUCUUUAGAUUAUACAAUAAAUCCUUGGAUUAUACAAUUUGGUUGUUAUGAUUUGGAUUAUUAUCAUGAACAUCAUCACUCCUUUUUAAUUAACUGUUGAAAAUUAUUUUCAAAGAGGACUGAAUGGGGAGUCUAAAAUAAAAGCAAUAUUUACCAUUCAAAGAGUAAUACUGAGCACAGACAGGACGGGACAGCAUCAAAAAUGCUGUUACUGUACGUUCUGUUCAGGAGAAUUAAAAACAAUGUAUUUACACAGAAAAUAGGUUUCUCGUUUCAGCUGUAUAUUUAAACAAGAAACUUUUUCAGCAAAAAUGAUUUUAUAAAUAAGGUAUUGAGGUUAGAAACCAAUAACUUGGAAGUAAUAAUUAUAUUUGUCUGAACAAAUUAGGGGGUGCCAUUAAAAAUAUUUGCAAAUUGCGAAUUCAGUUCUAAACCAUUUUGCUUAAGGAAUAAAUGAAAAUAAUAUCAAGUAAUAUCUAUGGUCAGAAGCACACUAACACAGAAUAUAUGAUGCAUAUACAUACAUAUACUUCAGUUUUCUUUAUAUUGGUACUCCGUAACCUUUCAGUCAUAUUCUGCUCAAAUCUCAAAUUUACAGGGUAAGAACAUGUAAAAAAGAAGCAAAAAAAAAAA